AUGCCCAAUCAUCUGCGACGUGGUAAGGACCCGCUUGUUGCUGCUGUUGCUCUUGAACCAUUGGUUUUUCAGAUCGUCGAACAAACCAACGUGUUUGUGCGAAUUCAGCUCUGUAACCAAUUUGGAGUAGAACUGUUUGAUUUGCAUCUUCUUCUUGUUAGAAUCAGUAACACCCAAGUUCUGCGUGAUAAUGGCUAUGAAAAUGUUGAGGAGCACCAUGUUGGAGAAAAUAAACCAGGCAAUUAG
Messenger RNA from Ogataea philodendri, 246 nucleotides. RefSeq lists its product as uncharacterized. The record is from RefSeq and is a predicted model, not a curated record. Bases 1 to 246 code for a protein of 81 amino acids. The transcript has a single exon. Lineage: Eukaryota; Fungi; Ascomycota; Pichiomycetes; Pichiales; Pichiaceae.